AUGGAUGCAAAAGAUAAUGGAGCUUGUGGUUUCUUUGUACAGUUCUUCCCACCCCACUGCUCCUGCAAACAAUGUCCAGAAUACAGAACUCCUGAGAAGAUGAAACCGAUGAGUUCAGCUAACCUGCUUCUCUUGGCUGUGCUGCUGUUUACUUAUCUCUGGAAAGCUUUCUCCAUUAAUGUGCGCACAUGUGAUGGUUACCCUGGCCCAGGGGACCUGUAUCACUCAGGAUUUCAUUGCCCCCGCCUAAGUGAUUCAUCAGAGAACAUGUAUUGCUGCUGUCCUGGAAAUGACUCUCUGAAAUUCUGCUGCAGCCAGGAAGAAUUUGAAAUGCUAAUGAAAGUGAAUCUGUCAGAGGUGCUUACUACUUACAUACACAGGAGCCCUCUUCCCCUCCUUGGAAUUGGCUUCUACGGACUGCUGAUUUUGUCGCUGAUGAUUGUGGAUUUCCUCUAUUACUACAGACUGAACAAGAAUACCUUCUAUCACAUGCUGAGUCAUACUUGGAUAGGAAAGCAUUUAGUUGCCUCUCUUCUCCAUAGAAACGUAGGAGAUGGCAUUCAGCUGAAUAACAGAGAUGUGAAUGAAGCAGCUAAAGGAAAUAUGUCAGAGCAUGAGAAAUGUGAUAAGCAGAAACCUUUAGAAGGCAACGUGUGA
Messenger RNA from Bombina bombina (fire-bellied toad), 657 nucleotides. Its product is annotated as protein shisa-like-1. Bases 1 to 657 code for a protein of 218 amino acids. The transcript is spliced from 3 exons. Lineage: Eukaryota; Metazoa; Chordata; Amphibia; Anura; Bombinatoridae. The record is from RefSeq and is a predicted model, not a curated record.